Molecule: messenger RNA, 1634 nt
Organism: Vitrella brassicaformis
Lineage: Eukaryota; Vitrellaceae
Source: the annotation of a GenBank genome assembly
UCUCUACUCAUGACAGCCACCUCAGCUACCUACACUCCAUCUCAUGUUUGGUACACCUCCUCCCCCUGCACAGUCAGUCAGUCUCGGUGUGCUGUCGAUGCCGUCUUCUACACUUCCUCGUCGCCCGCCUCCUCUUCGGCAGCCCGCCUGACAGGGGGAGGGCACACACACACACACACACACACACACAUCCAGCGUACAAGAGAGCAUCAGCUGGCAUGUUCAGCACCCCAUCAAGCUACCUGCUGCUUCGUCAUUGGCUGGCUGGACGGGCACCACUCCGUCGGCGGCCUGCACCUGCACCAACGCGCGUUGUAUGACACAAUGUGUGCUGGAUUCUUUCACCGUCCGUCUGUGUAUAUGCGUGGAUCUAUCACGGACAGGAGGGACGACAGAGACCGACAGCCAGACCGUGACCGUGACCGUCGUAGCCGGAGCCGGAGCCGGAGCCGCGACAGAGACUACGACCCCCGACCCAGGCCAGCCAGAUACCGGUAUGUGCCUUUCUCACACACAAAGGACGCGAGCAUCUGUGUCACUCACACGUACAUGUAAUGCAGCAACCCGGCAGAGGACAUGCAGACUGGCCCACGCACACACCGACAUUCGCGGCGGAGGCGGGACAACCUGCCUGCGCACGGACAGUGGUAUUCCGAAGGAGCAGCUGCUGCUGCUGCUGCUGCGAGUGAGAGUGCGAGUGCUGGUGGUGCUAGUGUUAGUGUGCUUCAGUGCACUGUGUGUAGGGAGGACUACCAAUCGGACGGCGACAAGGCACCCCAAGUCCUCGCAUGCGGUGAUCAAUGCACACACACCGCACACAAGACCAACACGUGGACCAAUGUGGCUGUGUGUGUGGCUGUGUGUGUUUGGCGGUUUCUGUGUUGCUCAGGUCAUUCCUUCUGUGCGGAGGUGAGUGAGUGGGCACUUAAAAGAGUGUUGGCGACGAUGGCAUGCCAUGUAUGUGUCUGCAGUGCGUCAGAGGGCUCAUCCGCCAUCACCCACAUGGCCGUCGUGUUGCCCGGUGCCCCGAGUGCAGGUACGCAUCAAGGCGACACACAUAUGGGAGUGAAUGCUUCGCACUUCCUUUGUGUGUCCAUCGGUCGAUCAGGGCGGUGACUGCGGAGGCUAACAUUCAACCGAACUACGCCCUGCGAGAUCAGACAGAGAUCUUGCGCGUGGGUGGACAGUGACGGGUCGGCAUGACUCAACAGGCACACACAGAUAGACAAGGCAGAGGGACUGACUAGUCUGAGGGAUUCUGUCGAAGCUACAAGUGCAUGGCUGGCAUGGAGCCAGCAGAGAUGCCCAGCUGGCUGGCUUUAUGUAUCUUUGUGUGUGUGUACAUGAGAGACUCAGCGCGGGUGUGCAGGUCUUGUUUGAUCCUAGCUAUCUUGCCCUUCUGUGCCACUAAUGCUGAGCAGGGAGGAUGGCGGCAAAGGGGGCGAAGACAGCAAGGCGCGAACAAGACCGGCACACUCACUGUUUUACACGUGGAUGGAUGGAUGGAUGAAUGGGUCUGUCUGUCUGUCUGUCUGUGAGUAUGCAUUCUUGCCUGUGAUCACCUCGACGACAUGCAUGUAUGUGUGACCCUUGUGUGUGAAUUCGAUGCUUUUACCAACACACCCACAAACAAA